CUAGAUUAUGGGAUUAUUUAAAGGAAAAAUUACAAUGCAGAGAGGUUUCCUACUUCGAUGCCAGUGAGAAAAACUCUAGGAAUAUUUGGAGAUGAAGAAGAUGACUCUGCCCUAAACACUGAAAUACUUUCAUCCGCACAGAAGUGGCGCAUCUGGUAGAUAGUAAGAUUAAAUCCAGUUGCAGUUAAGGUGAGAUGCCAUAAUCCGACUAUCAUGGACUCCUGGAUCUUCCCAUCAUCCCCUCCGAACCUGUCGGAGCACCUCAUGUAUGACAGCUUCAUGCAAAGCAAUGAGUCCGACCUCAACGGGAACUACACAGACCACAGCUUCAACAAAACCAGCACGGUGGUCAUCACCUGCUUGUACUUUCUGGUUUGCACUGUGGGGCUCUGCGGAAACUCCCUCGUCAUCUACGUCAUCCUGCGCUACGCCAAGAUGAAGACAGUCACCAACAUCUACAUCCUCAACCUGGCAGUGGCCGACGUGCUCUUCAUGCUGGGCCUGCCGUUCAUUGCCAUCCAGCUGGCGCUGGUCCACUGGCCGUUCGGCCCUGUGCUCUGCAGGGUGGUGAUGACCGUUGACUCCCUAAACCAGUUCACAUCUAUCUUCUGCCUGAUGGUCAUGAGCAUAGACCGCUACCUGGCUGUGGUGCAUCCCAUUAAAUCCACAAAGUGGCGCAAGCCGCGCAUGGCGAAGACUAUUAACUUAGCAGUGUGGGGGGUGUCACUGAUGGUUAAUCUGCCCAUCGUUAUCUACAGCGGAGUCAGCACAAAGCACAACGGCUGCUUCUGCACCAUCGUGUGGCCUGAGCCACAAGAGGCCUACUACACAGUGUUCAUGUUCUACACCUUCAUCCUGGGCUUCUUCCUGCCCCUUUUGGUCAUCUGCCUUUGCUACUUGUUCAUCAUCUUUAAGGUGAAGUCCUCAGGCAUCCGUGUGGGCUCCUCCAAGAGGAAGCGCUCAGAGAGAAGGGUGACUCGGAUGGUGUCCAUCGUGGUGGCAGUGUUCGUCUUCUGCUGGCUGCCUUUCUACGUCUUCAACGUCACCUCGGUGACAGGAACCAUCAGCACCACUCCCAUCCUGAGGAGCACCUUUGCUUUUGUGGUGGUUUUGGGAUACGCCAACAGCUGCGCCAACCCCAUCCUCUACGCCUUCCUGUCGGAGAACUUCAAGAAGAGUUUCCAGAAUGUUCUGUGUCUUAAGAAGGUGGGUGGGCUGGAUGAGGCUGAUCGCAGCGACAGCCGGCAGGAUAAGUCUCGCAUGAUAAAUGACCCCACAGAGACCCAAAGUACUCUGCUGCAUGGGGACCUGCAGACCAGCAUCUGA
Perca flavescens (yellow perch) is the source of this 1326-nucleotide messenger RNA. Its product is annotated as somatostatin receptor type 2. Gene Ontology annotation, biological process: cellular response to estradiol stimulus; cellular response to glucocorticoid stimulus; neuropeptide signaling pathway. Gene Ontology annotation, molecular function: neuropeptide binding; somatostatin receptor activity. The record is from RefSeq and is a predicted model, not a curated record. The transcript has 2 exons. The coding region runs from base 214 to 1326 and encodes 370 amino acids. Gene Ontology annotation, cellular component: plasma membrane; neuron projection. NCBI's taxonomy places the organism in Eukaryota, Metazoa, Chordata, Actinopteri, Perciformes, Percidae.